AGUAAUCAGUGAAACAAUCUUCAAUUCAAUUCAGUGAAAUGGGAUUGAAUCAAGUAGAGAAAAUACUUCCGGGAGCUCGUUGGCUUCGUGGAUACACAGCGCAGUUUUUCAUUUCUGAUUUGAUUGCUGGCAUCACUGUUGGAUUAACUGUAUUACCACAAGGUCUCGCGUAUUCAACAUUAGCAGGAUUAGAUCCUCAAUAUGGUCUUUACUCAGCAUUUAUUGGAGGAGUUGUCUAUGCAUUACUUGGAGGAUGUCGAGAGGUGACAAUCGGACCAACAGCUCUCUUAGCUCUCAUGACAAGUCGUCAUACCGGAUUAGGUGGUGUUUCUGGACCACAUUUAGCUGUUCUACUAUGUUUUCUCUCUGGAUUGGUUGAACUUCUCAUGGCUUUUUUAAGAUUAGGUGCUUUAGUCGAUCUGAUCUCACUGCCAGUUACUGUCGGAUUUACAUCCGCCACAGCACUAAUUAUUGGUGCAUCACAACUUAAAGGAUUGCUUGGUAUUCAAGGAAGCUCAGGUGAUUCAGGCUUUCUCUCAACAAUAUCAUAUGUUAUCUCGAAAUUUCAUGAAUUAAGCCCUACAGACGCUUUACUUGGUGUUGGAUCUAUAACAAUCCUAUUGAUUUUACGAAAACUCAAAGAUAUAAAAACACCGGAAAAUGCAUCAAAUGAAAGAAAAUUCUUUGGCGGAUUGUUAUGGUUGAUUUCAACAGCAAGGAAUGCAAUUCUCGUUUUAUUCUCAAGUCUUGUUGCAUAUCAUGCACAUCAAAAUGGGCAGAUGCCGUUCAUUCUUACAGGAAAAGUAAGACCAGGAUUACCAGAAAUGCAUUUACCACCGUUUGAAACUUCAUUUCCUCUUUCCAAUGGAACAGUAGUUGAAAUGGGUUUUAUUGAUAUGGUAAGUGAGCUUGGAUCUUCAAUCGCUCUUGUUCCCAUCAUUGCAGUAUUAGGAAAUGUUGCAAUCUCGAAAGCUUUUGGUGGAACAGGCGUUGAUGCAACACAAGAGUUAAUCGCUUUAUCUCUUAGCAAUAUUAUUGGAUCAUUCUUUUCAUCCAUACCCGUCACAGGAAGUUUCUCUCGCAGUGCUGUAAAUCAUGCUUCAGGGGUGCGAACUCCUAUUGGUGGAAUCUACACUGGCGCUUUAGUUCUUUUUUCUCUCGGAUUUCUUACCCCUUAUUUCCCGUACAUGCCACGAGCGGCAUUGUCUGCGGUCAUCAUCUCUGCUGUGAUUUUCAUGAUUGAAUAUGAAGUUGUGAAACCUCUUUGGAGAUGUUCACGACGUGAAUUACUUACCGUUGCUUUAACUCUCAUUCUGAGUCUUUGUGUGAGUGUCGAAAUUGGUUUAAUUUCAGGCGUUUUUCUAGACGUUGCUUUUCUUGUUCAAAGAACAGCACGACCUGUAUUGACAUUUGAUCAUUGUGAAACAGAAUCAAGAGUUGAAUAUAUGAUGGUUAAACCUCGACACAGUUUACUUUGUUUUCCUGCUGUUGAACAUGUUAGAAAUGGAAUCAAUCGUGCCAUUCAAGUGAGAGAAAAAUUCACAAAUUUAAUUGUUUUUGAUUGUCGGAAUGUUCAAGAAUUAGAUUAUACAGCAGCAAAAGGAAUUGGGUCCCUUAAGAAAGAGCUUGAAAAUAGAAGUAUUCAUUUGAUUCUCUUAGGGCCGUCGGAUGAUGUAAAACUCGUAUUAAAAGGGUCACUUAAAGGCAACAACGUCCAACAUGUUGAUAAUGAUAACGAACUUGACAACAUAUUUCAAGAACUAACAUCUCAUAGAAAUGAAUUAAAAGAAAUCGUUGCUCCGCUUCUAGAGCAGAAAAAUGAUGAUGAUAUUACAAUUAUGAAUGCGACGUCCAUUAGAAAAUGA
This is a messenger RNA of Clunio marinus, 1865 nucleotides long. Lineage: Eukaryota; Metazoa; Arthropoda; Insecta; Diptera; Chironomidae. The record is from the annotation of a GenBank genome assembly.